Seriola aureovittata is the source of this 3988-nucleotide messenger RNA. It is a transcript of the gene tlk2, whose product is annotated as tousled-like kinase 2. The record is from RefSeq and is a predicted model, not a curated record. Bases 694 to 2892 code for a protein of 732 amino acids. Gene Ontology annotation, cellular component: nucleus. The transcript is spliced from 20 exons. Gene Ontology annotation, biological process: peptidyl-serine phosphorylation; intracellular signal transduction; chromosome segregation. Gene Ontology annotation, molecular function: protein serine/threonine kinase activity; ATP binding. Lineage: Eukaryota; Metazoa; Chordata; Actinopteri; Carangiformes; Carangidae.
GGGAUUUGCCAUUGGUCCAGACAAGAGAUUUGAGGCAGGCGUGGACUGAACGAAGGUGAAAAUUCUUGAACAAUCUCACGAGAAAAUAUGAGAUUUUACUGAUUAUUGUUUACAUUGCAAAAACAUGAGAACCGAACCGAAUCGAUCCGGAUUCAACUGAAACGGCUUGCGACAGCACAACUCCCGAAAAAGAUUGGUUUCUCCCCCGCAGCGAGGAAGGCGACUGGAGCCGAACUUUGUUUUGAUCGACCUGAAAGCCAGGACCCGAAAUUCAUCUCACCACCGGGGGAGAAAAAGAUAGGGGGUAACUAACGCUGGCUUAAAGACAUCAUUUAUACCUGGUGAAAAACGCAGGAUCUCGAGGGUCGCCAUUGUGUGGAAGAGAGGUACCCGACAGAGGCACGGUAUGGUCCUCGGGGAGAGGGAUGUGAUGGGGAUCCCCGCCUAAGGAGCACAGAAAGGCGGGUUUGGGAUACCCGGAGUUGUCGAGGCCUCCGAGGGAAUCCUCCGUCGUCUACCUUGCGCCACACCGCGCACCCCCGUGUCUUGAUCGUUAACAAUCAGCACGCGAGGAACGCGGCUGUGGAUGCGGCCUAGCCUGGGAGGGUCUGCCGAGCACCGGGGAAACAACGGGGACGGUUUGAGGGUUAACAACAGGCCCUCCAGAGGACCGUUAAAAUAUUAAUUUACACUAUGAUGGAAGAACUGCAUAGCCUGGACCCCCGACGGCAGGAGCUGUUGGAGGCUCGCUUCACUGGGGUUGGUGUGGCUAAGGGCUCAGGUCAGAAUCAAAAUGAGUCAUCCAAUCAGAGUCUAUGCAGCGUGGGCUCGCUCAGUGACAAGGAGCUAGAGACGCCCGAGAAAAAGGCGAAUGACCAGAGAGUGAGAAAACGGAAAGCAGACCACUUUGACAGCAGCCAGGGCAAAGCGGGAGCAAGGGGGCAUAAAAUUAGUGAUUAUUUUGAGUUUGCGGGAGGUAGCGGUCCUGGUACCAGCCCUGCCAGGGGAAUUCCACCAGUGGUCCGCUCUUCCCCACAACACUCCCUCUCCAACCCCCCUGUCACGGUGCAGCAGGGAAGCCCCUCCUCCAUCAGCUCGGCCAACACAGAGCACUCGUCAUGUUCACUGAAGCCUGUUUCUCUUCACGUGCUCCACAAAGCCACACAGUCUGACCUUACUAUAGAGAAACUAACAGCAAUGGAGAACAACAAGAACUCUGACCUGGAGAAGAAGGAAGGCCGAAUAGACGAUUUGCUUCGGGCAAACUGUGACCUGAGGAGGCAGAUUGAUGAACAGCAGAGGAUGCUGGAGCGAUACAAGGAACGCUUAAAUAAAUGUGUGACCAUGUCUAAGAAGCUGCUGAUUGAAAAAUCAAAACAAGAAAAGAUGGCGUGCCGGGACAAAAGCAUGCAGGACAGGCUUCGACUGGGUCACUUCACCACAGUGAGACAUGGGGCGUCUUUCACUGAGCAGUGGACAGAUGGAUAUGCCUUCCAAAACCUCAUCAAACAACAAGAAAGGAUCAACUCCCAGAGGGAGGACAUUGAAAGGCAGAGGAAGCUGCUGGCUAAACGCAAGCCGCCCUCCAUGGCUCAGACUCCACCUCCAAGCCUAGAGCAAAACAAACGUAAAAGCAAGGCCAACGGAACAGAAAGCGAAGCGUAUGAUGCUUUUGAUUAUUUAUCUUCUCUUUUAUACCGGCUGUUUUCCUCUGCAUUUGUGUUUGAAGUUGCACUUAGUUUGCUUCUAUGUUCUCGCAGAUUAUCACAGGCAGAGUACCACGAGCAAGAGGAAAUUUUCAAACUUAGACUAGGCCAUCUUAAGAAGGAGGAAGCUGAGAUCCAGGCGGAGCUGGAGAGGUUGGAGAGAGUGCGGAACCUGCAUAUUCGUGAACUGAAAAGGAUCCACAAUGAGGAUAAUUCCCAAUUUAAAGAUCACCCUACGCUAAAUGACAGAUACCUACUACUCCAUUUACUUGGACGGGGAGGUUUCAGUGAAGUUUACAAGGCCUUUGACCUAACAGAGCAAAGGUAUGUCGCAGUCAAAAUCCACCAGUUAAACAAGAACUGGAGGGAUGAGAAGAAGGAAAAUUAUCACAAACAUGCAUGCAGAGAAUAUAGAAUCCAUAAAGAGCUGGACCACCCACGAAUAGUUAAACUCUACGACUACUUUUCGCUUGAUACUGACUCGUUCUGCACAGUCCUGGAGUACUGCGAGGGCAAUGACUUGGACUUCUACCUGAAGCAGCACAAGCUUAUGUCAGAGAAAGAGGGCCGCUCCAUCAUCAUGCAGAUUGUUAAUGCCCUCAAGUACCUCAAUGAGAUCAGACCGCCCAUUAUCCACUAUGACCUUAAACCUGGCAACAUCCUCUUGGUGAACGGCACCGCCUGCGGGGAGAUCAAGAUCACAGACUUUGGCCUGUCGAAGAUCAUGGAUGAUGACAGCUACAACUCAGUGGACGGGAUGGAGCUGACAUCACAAGGAGCAGGGACAUACUGGUACCUGCCCCCUGAGUGCUUUGUUGUUGGGAAGGAACCACCCAAAAUCUCCAACAAGGUGGAUGUGUGGUCUGUGGGAGUUAUUUUCUACCAGUGUUUGUACGGCCGAAAGCCCUUUGGCCAUAACCAGUCUCAGCAGGACAUCCUCCAGGAGAACACCAUACUGAAGGCAACAGAUGUGCAGUUUCCUCCUAAACCAGUAGUCACACCUGAAGCUAAGGCCUUUAUAAGGCGCUGUCUAGUCUACCGUAAGGAGGACCGCAUUGAUGUGCACCAGCUGGCCAGUGACCCCUUCCUCAUGCCCCACAUCCGCAAGUCAGUGGCCUCCUCGGGCACUUUGGGCAUGGCUGUUGCCUCCACAUCCAGCUCCUCCAACAGCAGCGCCUCAAACUGAGCCCACACCCCUUAACUGACUGACAGAACCGUUUGCAAGAGUCGAGUGGGUGGGGGGCGACGCCAUACUGUGUCCCCUCCUCCCAACAGCAUCCCACCUUGCCAUGAAGAGUCCAAGCAAAGCUGGUCAGACGACAGCAAGGGGUGCGUGAGAAGUUAUGGAUGGGUUGUGAAGGGAGACCAUGUCACCCCUUCAUCCCUCUCAUGUCCACCCACCCCAGCCUACCUGUCCUCCCUUCUUUAAAGGGUGGUACUGCUCUGGGGGUCAAAGCCCUGGACGACUCGCACAGCAAGGGGCGAGGUUUGGCACUGUGUUGGUUAAAGGUGGGGUUCAGUGUUUGGGAUUUUUCUUUUCUGCUUAAAAAAAAGAAAAUAAAAUGGAGUAUAGAACUGCUUCAGCUUGGCCAGAUGAAAAGGACUGCGGAAGGCCUCAUACACAUUCUCACUCACACACAUACACCCCUGCAUGAGCCAUUCUGGUCUGAGGUAGUCUGAACUCUGCAAGCUCAAACAUUUUGUUUGUUCUCAUCUCCCUGAACCUAACUGAGAGAAACAGUCCGGCCUGUUAUUGUAUUGAACCCCAAAUAUCUAUGGCACUAUGUCAUCUGACUUGCUGCUCUGGGAUCCUCCACCCCCUGCUUAAAUUCCAGACCCAGAUAGUUUGUGACGAGGAGGGACAGAAGCUACUAUCCCCUCCACACCCCUCCCUCCCAUCUCCUCGUCAAACUCCUGUGACCAAAGCUUAUAACUUCCAGCUGGUGGCAGUGUUCCACCUCAGUUUUUAUAUUGAAUGGUUUUAGAGUUGUGUUACGUGAUAUGGAGUGGAAGCUGUUGAGGAAUGACCCCUUUUACAUUUUUUUUUACUUUUCAAUUUAACCAGUUUUAUGGAGAAACUGUUGUUUUUCAAGUUGCCUUUAAUUAGAACUGUUACUGUUUUGAUUGACCCUACCAUACACACACAUAUUUAUUUAGGUAUGUUUUGAAUUUAUUUUUGGCCAAUAAAAUGCAAGUGACUGGUUUACCUUAUAGUACUGUGGGGGAGAUUGGGCCUUAGCAGACAGUUGCAUAAACCAUUAAAUACUAUUGGUUAAAAUGUG